Molecule: messenger RNA, 11156 nt
Organism: Cyprinodon tularosa
Lineage: Eukaryota; Metazoa; Chordata; Actinopteri; Cyprinodontiformes; Cyprinodontidae
Product: titin
Exons: 28
Coding region: 412-9243 (2943 amino acids)
Source: RefSeq, a predicted model, not a curated record
AAUAACACUGGGUGGGAUCGUCUGUCUGUUCCCCUAACCCCAUCCAGAACUUUGCUUUGCUUGGCCCCUUCCCUCCUUGCUCUGCUGGUCCCCCACUGUCCCCAGUCCUGCCUCUUAGCUGCCACACUGGCAGCUCCAAAUUUCCCUCCAAGCUUUCACUUUACCCUGUAACAAUUAUUAUUUUUUUAUUUCAUUUCCCAUUCCAUUUUUUUUUCACCACGUCACUUCGGAUAACUGGAGGAUCAAAGAAGAAGAAUUGAAAAUGGAAUAAUUUACUAUGUGGAACUAGGAUUUAUUUUUCUUUAAAUAAGUUGAUGUGCUAUAAGUUGGAUUGGAUAUAUUGAAGCAAUCCCCAGUCCGUUCUAAAUGAAGAGGUUUGGUUCAUCUCUCUGAGAUAGUCACCAUAUCACCAUGGCUGAAGGAUCCAGCCCCCCCUCGGUGGGUGCAGCCGGGGGCUCCAGCAAAGUCGCACAAACAAGCUCUCUCAGAUCCAAAGGUGUCGAGCUCUUCAGAAAGGUGAAAGUAUCUGUUGAACUGCUGAUUGCACUAGCUGCUCUCUUGUCCUGGAUAGUUGUGGGUGUGGUGAUGUUUGACUUUGUAGAGUACAAAGCAGUUCCAGAUGUUCACCAAAUCAUUACGGACCCAGUUCAAGCUGUAAACGAUGCUGUAGAUGAGGUGUCCAGUCUGUUCAAUAAGUUCCAAGAAUGUGCUCCUGAUUUAAGUAACCCCUCAUCUCUUGCAUCUUAUGUCGUUGAAGAAGUUACAGAAGCUAAACAUGCAUUUGUUCAGUAUUUUUCUGAUGAAGAAGGAACCUUCUACCUCAGCUACAUCGAUCCUGUAGUCAUUGGAAGAAGAGCUUUCCAUUCAACCAAUGACUUUGUGUAUGGAGUGAUUGGCUGCUUCAGGGACGUACUGUGUGCCAUUGUGGAUACUGUCAAGGACACAGUUUUGGAUCUAAAAGAAGGAAAAAUUGAUCUGAGCUAUAUUGACCCUGUGAUAAUAGGCAGAGGGUUGUUCAGGGUUACUAAUAACUUCAUGUCUGAAGUGGUGGGCUUCAUCCAGACUGUGCUCUGCCUCCUAGUGGACUCUAUAUUGGAUGUAGUGAAAGGAACCACUGACAUUAGCUUCCUCGAUCCUGUGCUACUGGGCAGGAAUUUUUUUAACGUUAUAAAUGAUGCUGUUGGUGGAAUAACAGGCUACAUCCAGGACACACUCUGUGCCAUCAUAGACACUGUACUGGAUAUAACUAAAGGAACAACAGAUGUCAGCUAUGCCGACCCGGUGGUCCUUGGCAGGAAUUUCUUCCACAUCACAAAUGAUGCUGUGAGUGGAUUAGUGGGCUACAUUCAGGACAUACUUUGUGCAAUAAUAGAUACCUUACUGGAUAUCUUUAAAGGAACAAUUGACACCAGCUUUGUUGACCCCGUUGUCAUUGGCAGAAAUGUUUUCCAUAUUUUGAAUGAAUUUGUAAGUGAUAUCACAGGAUACAUCCAGAACUGGCUCUGUGCUGCCUUGGGCGUAGUAUUGGAUACGUUAAAUGACAUACAGGAGGCCGUGGGAUUCAGCCCCUUAUCAGCUCUGAAAACAAUUGUAGAAUUCGUCAAAGAACAGAUAACCACAAUUAUGGGCUUUUUCUCCACAAUGCUGAUGCGUGAACAAGACAUCACCCCAGAAGUGUCUGUUGACCCAAUGAAGGUUGUCGAGGAUGCAGUGUUGGAAUUUAGCAGCAAGAAGGAGUUGUUCUUGGGUUACAUGUCAAGCGUGCUGGGUGGGGAUCAAGGUGAGCCUGCCAUUCCUCUGGCUGUAAAUGUUGUCACUGAAAAAGAUGAAGCUGUUGUUUCUCCAUCUGAUAUUCACCUGGUGAGAAAGAAAGGGGAAUUUUUACCUCCACUUGAAAAAGUUGCAGAAGUGAUGCAUGCGGGCGAAGGUGAAGCCAUCUCUGCUGCAGAGCAGGCGGAGGUUGAAGAAGCAACUGGAGCUACUGGUGACUCUGGAGUGACCAUAGAAGAGGAAGACGAGGUGAAACACGUGGAAGAAAAGCAACAUAAGCCUUCACUGAAGGAAGGGGUCAUAAACGUUGGAACUAAGGAAGACAGAACUGUAAAGGAAGAAGAGACUGUAGAUGAUAUUACAUCACUGGAAGUUUCCACACAACUGGUGCAUGAGGAAGACAAAGAAGACAAAGAUGAGAAAUUAAAAACAGGACAUGAACAAGAUAAAACAGAGGAUAUCUUGGUUGAAGAAGGAGAUGGAGUGUUUGAAGGGCAAGAGGAGGAGGAAGAUAAAUUAGAAAUGGGACAGGAACAAAAUGAGGAAGACAAUAAAACAGAGGACAUCUUGGCAAAAGACGGAGAAGAAGACAGAUUAACAAGAGAGGGCGGGAUAGAUGAUCAAGAAGAGAAACCCAAAAUCGAAGCAAGAUUAGAUGAGAAAGGAGAGGAAGAAGAGGGGGAGCUUGAAACUAAAGACUUGCAAGAGGGUGGGGUAACAGAGAAGAAGGAAAAACCAGAGAAGAUAAAAACUGAAGGCACAGCACUAGAUCAGGAGGAAGAGGAGGAAUCCACCACCAAUGAGGAAUUCAAUGACGAAGAGGGGAAAGAUGACAGAACUCAGCAUGAAGGUUUGGAAAAACAGCUCAAACCUCUUCUGCCUCAAACUCCUGUUAAUGACAGUGUUGUACCCGAAACUGGUGAAUCCAACAUGGAAAAAUCUGGAUUAUCUCCAGCAUUUAAUUAUAGUGAACUAAAACACGAUCAUGGUGAAAAUAACAGCAACAACGAGACUAAAAAGCCAAAAGCGUCACAAAAAGAACACAUCGACCGCUAUAAGACAGAAGACACAGCCAUAAUGAAGCCUCCAAAGGAAGGCAAGGAAGAGGAAGCCAUUACUAUUGGAACAAAAAAGUAUAUCAAAGAAAAGAAAGAGGAAAAGGAUAUUCCAAAAGAAAAAACUGAGGUAAAAAGACCCACCAAAGAAAAGAAGGAGCAUAAAUUACCCCAGAAAAAGAAAUCUCCCAAGACAGAGAUAUCUCCCAAAGAUGAAGAGAAAAAGAAAACCUCAAAAGAAGAAAUAAAGGUAAAGAAACUUUCCAAGGUAAAGAAAGAGGAAGCAAAGGUAGAAAGAUAUCCCAAAGAGGAAACAGAAGAAAAGGAACAUAUAAAAGAAGUAAAAAUUGAAACUUCUAUGAAAAAUAAGACAGAAAAGACCCAUACAAAAGCAAAGAAAAUCGAGAAACCCAAAAUCAUAAAAGAAGUAAAAAAAACUAAUAAGGAAGAAAAGCCACAUAAAGAAGAAAUAAAGCUCAAAGAGCUUACUAAAGAAAAACUAGAAGCAGAGAAACCUCACAAAAUAGAGAAAGACAAGAAAACUGAUGAGGAGGACAAGCUUCCUAAAGAGGAAACAAAGCUUGUGAAGCCUCCAAAAGAAGAGAUAAAGCUAGAAAAGCCUGCCAAAGAGGAAAUAGGGAUGAAGAAGUUUGCUAAAGAAGACAUCAAAAUUAAAAAGCAUCUGGAAAAGGAAAUAAAGAAGGAGAAACAUCCCAAAGAAGAUUUAAAGAUUAAGAACCCAUCUAAAGAAAAAAUAAAGGCAGAUAAGUCUGUUAUAGUUGAGACGACUUUUGAAGAGAAGAAAGUAAAGAGGAAACUUCCUAAAGAGGAAAAAAUGGUAGAAACAGCUCAAAAAGUUAAGAUGGAGAAGAAAUCUCACAAAGUAAAGGAAGAAGAUACAAAACCUGCUCAAGAAGAAAUAAAGAUUGAGAAACCUACUAUAGAAAAGAAAUAUGAGAAGAAACCUCAUGAGGAAAAGACACAUCCAAAGGAAGAAAUUAGCACAGAAAAAGAAGAAACAAAAAUACAAAAGAAACAUCCAGAAGAAAAACUAAAGACUGAAAAACCACCUGCCGCAAAUAAAACUUCCACAGAAGAAAUAAAAGUAGAUGAAACUAGUAUGGAAAAACCUCCCAAAGAUCAGAGAGAAGUGAGACAUCACGUUGAGAAACCCUCCAAAGAACAGAAAGAUGAGAAACUACCCAAAGAAAAGAAGGCUACCAAAGACAAAAUAAAAGUUGACAAACCACCCAAAAAAGAAUCAAAGUUUAGGAAACAUCCCAAGGAAAAGGAAGACAGGAAACAUCCCAAAGAAGAUAUACAUGUGGAGCUUCCUUCUACAUUAAAGAAAGAAGAAGCAAAAGCAAAUAAAACUCAAGAAGGUGAGAAGAAACUUGUAAAAGAUGAUAGAGAGAAUGAAAACCUUCCAAGAGAAACAACUAAGGUGGGAAAACCUUUCAGAACCAAGAAGGAAGGUAAACCUACUAAAAAAGAAAUAAAGGCAAGGAAACCUCUGAAAGCAGAAAAAGAAGUAAAGAAAUCAAAUAAAGACGACAUAAAAUCAGAAAAAACUCCCAAAGAGGAGAAACAAGAAAAGGAGCCCCCAAAACAAAAGAUUAAGAUAGUAAAAGAUAAGAAAGACUGGGAUGAAGAAAAGAAACCACACAAAGAAUUAAAAGAGAAGAAGAAACCUCCUAAAGAAAUAAAAGAGAAAAAGGAUCUCCCUAAAGAAAAAGAAAAGAUAGAGAGAUCUAAAAAAGAACAGAUAAAGGUUGAGAAGCUUCCGAUUAAAGGAAAAGGGGUUGAGAAGCCCUUAAAAGAAAAGAAAGCAGAGGAAAAAAAUCUCAAGGAUGAAAUAAAGGUAGAAAUAUCUUUAAAACAGGAAAUACCAGUUGAUACGCAACAUAAGGAAGCAACAAAGGAACAAAAGCCUCUCAAAGAAAAGAAAGAUGAAAAGAAGCCAAUUAAGGAAGAAAUAAAGGUUGAGAAGCCUCCUGAAAAAGAAAAAAACAUUACAAAGCCUCUCAAAGAAGAAAUAAGAGUGAAAAAGGCCAAACAAGUGGAAAUAAAGAUCCAGAAACAGGAUAAAGAAGAAAUAAAAAUUGAGAAGCCUCCGAAAGAAAAGGUCAAAUCUAAGGUGCCUCACAAAAAAGAGAUGAAGAUGGGUGAGAUAAAGAAAACCAGUAAAGAAGAAAUUAAGGAUAAAGAAGAAAUUAGGGAGGACAAACAUCCGAGAGAGGAAAUAAAGGUCAAGAAGCCUUCCAAAGAAAAAAGAAAGGUGGACAAGUCUCCGAAAAUAGAUAUAAAAGUUGAGAAACCUCACAAAAAAGACUUGAAGGUCAAGAAGCUUCCCAAAGAGGAAAUAAAGGUCAAAAAGCCUCCCAAAGAGGAAUUAAAGUACAACGAUUCUCUCAAAGAAGAUGUAAAAGUCGAGAAACCUCCCCAAAAGGAAUUAAAGGUCAAGAAGCCUCCCAUAGAGGAAAUAAAGGUUGACAAGCCUCUUAAAGAAGAUGUAAAAAUGAAGAAACCUCACAAAAAGGAAAUAAAGGUUGAGAAGCCUCUCAAAGAGGAAAUAACAGUCAAAAAGCCUCCCAAAAAGGAAACAAAGGUGGUGAGGCCUUCCAAAGAAGAUGUUAAAGUUGAGACACCUCAGAAAAAUGAAAUAAAGCCAGAGAAGCCUCCUAAAGAAGAUGUCACAGUAAAGAAGCCUCCCAAAGGGGAAAUAAAGGUUGAGAAGCCCCCCAAAGAAGAUUUAACAUUCGAAAAGCAUCCCAAAGAGGAAACAAAGGUGGUGAAGCCUUCCAAAGAAGAUGUAAAAGUUGAGAAACCUCAGAAAAAUGAAAUAAAGGCCAAGAAGCCUCCCAAAGAAGAUGUCAAAUUAAAGAAGCCUCCAAAAGAUGAAAUCAAGGUUGAGAAGCCCCCCAGCAAAGAUGUCAAAGUAAAGAAGCCUCCAAAAGAUGAAAUCAAGGUUGAGAAGCCCCCCAGCAAAGAUGUCAAAGUAAAGAAGCCUCCAAAAGAUGAAAUCAAGGUUGAGAAGCCCCCCAGCAAAAAUGUUGAUGUAAAGAAGCCUCAUGAAAAGGAGUUAAUAGUCGAGAAGCCUUCCCAGGAAAAAUUAAAGGCUGAGAAGGCUCCUAUAGAGGAUGCUAAAGUGGGUAUGCCUCCCAGAGAAGAUGUAAAGGUCAAGAAGUCUCCAAAAGAAGAAAUAAAAGUCAAGCAAACUUUAGAAAAGGAAAUUAGGUUUAAAAUGGCUCUCAAAAAGGAAAUAAACAUCACAAUGACACCUAAAGAAAAGGUUGACAAGCCUCCCAAAGAGGAAAUAAAGUUUGAAAAGCCUCCAAAAGAGAAAAUAAAGAUUGAAACACAUCAGAAAGAGGAAAUAAAAGUCAAGAAGCCAUCCACAGAAGAAAUAAAGGUUAAGAAGUCUCCCAAAGAGGAAAUAAAGGUCAAGAAGCCUCUGAAAGAAGAAAUAGAGGUCAAGAAGCCUUCCAAAGAAGAAAUAAAGGUUAACAAAUCUCCUAAAGAGGAAAUAAAGGUGAAGAAGCCUCUGAAAGAAGAAAUAGAGGUCAAGAAGCCUUCCAAAGAAGAAAUAAAGGUUAACAAAUCUCCUAAAGAGGAAAUAAAGGUGAAGAAGCCUCUGAAAGAAGAAAUAGAGGUCAAGAAGCCUUCCAAAGAAGAGAUAAAGAUUGACAUGCCUUUGAAAGAGGAAAUUAAGGUCAAGAAAUCUCCCAAAGAAGAAAUUAAGUUAGAAAAGCCUCCCAAAGAGAAAAUAAAGAUUCAGACACCUCAGAAAGAGGAAGUAAAGGUCAAGACGCCUUCCAAAGAAGAAAUAAAUAUUGAUAUGCCUUCAAAAGAGCAAAUAAAGUUUGAGAAGUCUGCCAAAGAGGAAAUCAAGGAAAAGAAAUCUCCCAAAGAGAAAGUAAAGAUUGAGUCACCUUCUAUAGAGGAAAUAAAGACCAAGAAGACUUCCAAAGAAGAGAUAAAGUUCAAAAAGACUCCCAAAGAGGAAAUAAAGAUCAAGAAGCCUCUUAAAGAGGAAAUAAAUGUCAAGGACCCUCAAAAAGAACAAAUAAAGAUUAAGAAGUCUUUCAAAGAAGAAUUAAAGCUCAAGAAAUCUCCAAAAGAAGAAAUAAAGAUUGAUAUGCCUCUAAAAGAGAAAAUAAAGGGCAAGAAGACUCCCAAAGAGGAAACAAAGGUGGAAACGCCUCCCAAAGAGGAAAUACAAGUCAAGAAAUCUAAAGAGGAUAUAGGGGUUAAGAAGACUCCCAAAAAGGAAACAAAGGUUGAAAAGCCUCCCAAAGAGGAAAUAAAGUCCAAGAAAUCACCAAAAGAGGAACUAAAGGUCAAGAAGCCUGCCAAAGAGGAAAUAAAGGCUGAAAAGCCGCCCAUAGAGGAAGUAAAGAUCAAGAAAUCUCCUAAAAUGGAAAUAAAGGUUGAGAAGCCUCCAAAAGAUGAAAUAAAGGAUAAGAAAUCUCCCAAAGAGGAAAUAAAGGUUGAGAAGCCUGCCAAAGAGGAAAUAAAGGUGGAAACGCCUCCCAAAGAGGAAAUACAAGUCAAGAAAUCUAAAGAGGAUAUAGGAGUCAAGAAGACUCCCAAAAAGGAAACAAAGGUUGAAAAGCCUCCCAAAGAGGAAAUAAAGUCCAAGAAAUCUCCCAAAGAGGAAAUCAAGGAUGAAAAACCUGUCAAAGAGGAAACAAAGGUUGAAAAGCCUCCCAAAGAGGAAAUGAAAUCCAAGAAAUCACCAAAAGAGGAACUAAAGGUCAAGAAGCCUGCCAAAGAGGAAAUAACGGCUGAAAAGCCGCCCAUAGAGGAAGUAAAGAUCAAGAAAUCUCCUAAAAUGGAAAUAAAGGUUGAGAAGCCUCCAAAAGAUGAAAUAAAGGAUAAGAAAUCUCCCAAAGAGGAAAUAAAGGUUGAGAAGCCUGCCAAAGAGGAAAUAAAGGCUGAAAAGCCGCCCACAAAGGAAGUAAAGAUCAAUACAUCUCCUAAGAUGGAAAUAAAGGUUGAGAAGCCUCCAAAAGAUGAAAUAAAGGCAAAGAAGUCACUGAAAGAGGAGAUAAAGGUCAAGAAGCCUCCCAAAGAGGAAAUCAAGGAUGAAAAACCUGUCAAAGAGGAAAUAAAGGUUGAAAAGCCACCCAUAGAGGAAGUAAAGAUCAAGAAAUCUCCUAAAAAGGAAAUAAAGGUUGAGAAGUCUCCCAAAGAGGAAAUAAAGACCAAAAAGGCUUCCAAAGAAGAGAUAAAGGUUGAAAAGCCACCCAUAAAGGAAGUAAAGAUAAAAAAAACUCCUAAAAUGGAAAUAAAGGUUGAGAAGUCACUGAAAGAUGAGAUAAAGGUCAAGAAGCCUUCCAAAGAGGAAAUAAAGGUCAAAAAGGCUUCCAAAGAAGAAAAAAAUAUUGAUAUGCCUCCAAAAGAUGAAAUAAAGGGUGAGAAAUCUCCCAAAGAGGAAAUACAGGUUGAGAAGCAUCUCAAAGAGGGAGCAAAGGUUGAAAAGCAUCCCAAAGAGGAAAUAAAAGCCAAGAAGCCUUCCAAAAAAGAAUUAAAGACUCAAGAGCUUCCUAUAAAGGAAAUUAAGGUUGAGAAGCUUCUCAAAGAUGAAAUAAGGUUGACGGAGCCUGCCAAAGAAAAGAAAGAAAAGAAAUCUGUCAAGGAAGAAAUAAAGAUUGUUAAGCUCCCCAAAGAAAUAAAAGUAGAUAAGUCUCCUAAGGAUGAAAAAAUGACCAAGAAGGCCCAUAAAGAAAAGGAACAAGUGAAGAAACUUGUUGAAUAUGAAAUAAAACUCAAGAAACUUCCCAUAGAAAAGACAAAAGACAAGAAACCUUCCAAAGAAGAAACAGAGGCAAAGAAGAUUCUCAAAAAACAAACAAAAACUAAACUUUCAAUAGAAGAAAAAUCUGAGCUAAAACUCCCGACAGGAAAGAGAGAAGUAAGGACAUCUAAAGAAGAGAUCAAGACCAAAAGAACAAUCAAGUUUGCAUCUGUCCUCAGAAAGGAGCAUCUUAAUGUAACAAAAUCUGGUGUUGAGGUUUCCAAAGAGGAAUCAAAGCGUGCUCGUUCAAGAAGAGAAACUGCUACUAUCGCUGCAAAAAAGGCGCCAAGGGUGAAAACGCUAGAAAUACCAGACAGAAAUGUGUCCUUAACAAAGACAAAAGUGAAGGCUGUCCCACCGAGGAAAGUGGUUUUAAAGGACACAGUCAAACCAGAAAAAGUCAAAAAAGUUGCUGAGGCUCUUAAGAAGAGGGUUGAACCAGUCGCUCCCAAAAAAGCACCUGUUGUUGUGGCCAAACCAGCACCUACUGAAAGGAAGAAAGAGAAAGCUGUUGCAAAAAAGUCUAUUACAGACGAUGUUAAAGGUAUGGUGAAAAGACACUCUUGUUACAGAUAUACUCUAACUAAAUUGUGCCCAGUAAAUAUGCAAUGCCUCUAAAUAUUUGUAUGUUGAUCAUAUUGUAAUUUUCAGAAGACAGAGUUUUUGAAGAUAAAGAGGAGCUGGCAAAGAGAGAAAAACCUGUCAAGAAGACUGUCACAGAGGAGAAGGUUGAAGAGAAGCUCAUGGACAGCUUCCCCAUGGAUGACGAGCUACCGUACUUCCAGUGUUUCUUCCUGGAUGAGGAUGAGGCUCAGUUUCCAUUUUACGCCUUCUCACCUCUGCACAUUUAAACCUAGUCUGUAUCUAAUCUAAGGUUAUGUUACUGAUAAGGCCAAGAUCCUGUCACACCCUGAGCUGCAGAGAUAUAGCAGCACCCUUUCACUGUGUCCAACAAGAGAUCAGAGCGGGGUAUCAGGUUAGAAUGUGAUGGACUGUGUCUAUUUAUUUAUUUUGUGUUUCCAGGCCUGGUUGAACUCUGAUUUUGAUUACAUGAAGACAGCGGCAUUCCUUUUCCUUUUUUUUUUUAGCUUCUUUCCUAAAAAAUUUGUACUGCAGUAAUAUUGCAACUUGAACACCUGAAUAUUUUUUUCAUAUCUUAUGUGCAGAUGUAAAAAGUGACACGUGUAAUUUACUUAUGAAUGAGUUAAAGUAAGUGUGCGCUGAAGCUUAUGCAACUGCAAUUCACUCAAAGUUAUCUUAUAUAUUGAGCAUGUACAUUAUAGAAUGGAAUGACCGUGCCCUGUAUCCAAGAGUUCCCAGACGUCCUGGCAGGAUAAUACCUGCAAUCAAGUCUUAUUUAAUAAAACCAUCUGCACCGAGCGUUUGUUUAAAACUUGGUGUUUCAACUACUUUUCCUGACCUCUCAGGUUUGAGUUCAGGCUUAUUUUCUGAUGGUUUUUACCAUCUGGUCUCUGAAAUUCCUUGACUGACCAAACACAUGACGUUACCGGCUUUGUGUACACGGAAGACUCUAGAUUUACUUUAUUCAGAUUAAGACAAGGCAACAUUGUCUGUGUUAUGCUACGCAUUUAUAACAAUGCAAGCCUAUUAACUGCAUAUCAGCAGUGGAGAGUAGUGUCAUAACUUUAACAUGAUUUCUUUCAUCUAAACAUCCUAUUAUUGGGAUGUUUAUUGGGGGAUAAUCCUGACAUUAGUUAUGCAAAACGAAAGGGAUAUGCUUUUCCAGUGCUUCUGAAAUCCAAUGUUAAUGACAGUAUGGUUGAUUCCAUGCAGAAACUUGGAAAUAUUACCUGAGCUGUGGUCCAACUCAUACCUGGCAACACAGACAUUCUAACAUCCUCAGAAUGAGCUUCACCAGCUAAAUAUGAAUCAUCAGAUUUUGCAGCAUAUGCUGCGCAGAAGACAGGAGGAGUACCUGAUUUAUUGCACCGAUGAUGAGUCGAAUGUAAAAUAACCUACAGCAUUUAAUGAAGAAUGUAGGAAAAAGCUCUAUAAAGGUCACAGAAAGGGGUACACCUUGCAGCACUACAGUUUACUGAUCCAUCAAGGCUGUAUAUGUAUAGGGAUGUUUGAAAAGAUACACAAAAAAAUACACGGUUGCUUUGUGUCCAAAGUGAUAUUUAGCAAUCCUGUCUCUGUAUAUUUAUAGAAGAAUGUGCAACACUUUGCAUUUGAUAAUCCUGUUUAUUUUAGGGAAUAGUUAGCUGUUAGUCUUUAAAUAAACUGUGCAUGUUGAGUGUGUGUUUUAUGCUCCCAGAUGUUAAGCCAAUUUGAUAUGUUCCUCCUUAUCACAACUAAAUGAAGAGCAGGAAAAAUGGAAGCUUCGAUGUUUUUAGAAGCCAGAAUCUCAGAUUGCAUAGUGACAAAAAUAAUCUUGAUGUAAAUAGUUUAAUAAAUGAAUCAGAAAUGUUUAUAUUAUAAAGGAACCAUUUUUAAACCAUCCCUGUUAGACAUGCCCUCAGUACAUUUGUCAGUAAAAACAAUCUGUCAUUAAAUCAUUGCACUUUAAA